AUGCCCAAAAGUACAAGUGGGAAACAGCAACACAAGAACGCACCUGCCAAAAAAGGACCCAGCGCGGCAGUCUCUAAGGGAGUUUCGACAAAUACUUCAAAAGUGCAUAAAAAACAGCAGCACACCGAGCCGACAAUCCCCUUUGCGCCCGAAGACAAGAUCCUCUUGGUGGGCGAUGGCGACCUUAGCUUUGCGGCCUCUCUGGUUGAACACCACUACUGUGCCGAUGUCACUGCUACCGUCCUGGAAAAGAGUAUCGAAGAGCUUCAAGAGAAGUACCCGCACGCCGGCGAGAAUAUAACCAAGAUCGAAGCCGAGGAUAGUAGGGUCCUGUUCGGUGUUGAUGCCGCGAAAAUGGGACCUUACACGGACAAGAAGGGCAGAGAUGGCGUAGCCAUCAUGGACAGGAUUGUCUUCAACUUUCCUCAUGUGGGCGGCAAGAGCACCGAUGUUAACCGCCAAGUGCGAUAUAACCAAGAGAUGUUGGUAUCCUUCUUCCAGCGCGCGAUACUGUCUCUUGCGCCUGGAGGCACUAUUAUUGUGACCCUUUUCGAGGGCGAGCCAUAUACCCUGUGGAACAUUAGAGAUCUUGGUCGACACUCGGGGCUUCAGGUCGAGCAAAGCUUUAAAUUCCAAGCCAAUGCAUAUCCCGGUUACCACCAUGCAAGGACAUUGGGUGUGGUGAGGAAUAAAGAGGGUGAAAUUGGCGGGGGUUGGAAAGGCGAGGAGAGACCUGCAAGGAGUUAUGUUUUUAAGAGGAAGGAGGAGAACUCUAAGCCCAUCUCCCAGAGGAAGAGCAAAAAACGAUCUAGGGAGGGCGGUGAGUCAUCGGACGAGGACUGA
Molecule: messenger RNA, 843 nt
Organism: Truncatella angustata
Lineage: Eukaryota; Fungi; Ascomycota; Sordariomycetes; Amphisphaeriales; Sporocadaceae
Exons: 1
Coding region: 1-843 (280 amino acids)
Biological process (GO): rRNA base methylation
Cellular component (GO): cytoplasm
Molecular function (GO): rRNA (uridine-N3-)-methyltransferase activity
Source: RefSeq, a predicted model, not a curated record